Molecule: messenger RNA, 969 nt
Organism: Fusarium tjaetaba
Lineage: Eukaryota; Fungi; Ascomycota; Sordariomycetes; Hypocreales; Nectriaceae
Product: ribonuclease H A1VMW5
Exons: 2
Coding region: 1-969 (322 amino acids)
Molecular function (GO): RNA-DNA hybrid ribonuclease activity; nucleic acid binding
Source: RefSeq, a predicted model, not a curated record
AUGCCUAAGUUAUUAGAAGAGGAUCCGCGGCCUCCGUUUGGUUUCACGGAGGACUAUUUCUCAGACAACAUAGCAGAUGAAGGUGCUUCGGCCCGCGACUCAGCCAAAUACUGGAAAAACCGAGAGAAAAUAGCGACUGCUACGAGGAAGGCAAUCAAAAAAGAAAUAACGAAAGCCAUAGAAGAGGAACGACGAACCAAGAAAACCCUGAGAAAGUCUUUCGAAGCCACCGUGCCACCCCUUGAAGAGAUCAAUACCGAAAGAUUUGCAGGUUCAACUGUGUUACUCAAGUCGAGAUGCCAAGCGCAUCAUCUAGCUACUGACGCGUGGCAAGACAAAAGCCUUGAUGUUUUGACCCUGUGGACCGAUGGGUCAGUCAAUGCGUUCGAUGGCGGAGCUGCAGUUGUCUUCAUGGAUAAGUCUUUGGGGUGGGAACAGGCUAUCCCGAAAGAAAUAGGCUGGCAAGUGAAGGGACACCACGGCCGGUCGGGAGAUGUCGAGCUCAUGGCCAUCGCUGGAGCCCUUGAAGCAGCCAUAUUCAUCGUUUCGCAGCAAUCGAAUUCUCAUAUACGCAGAGUUGCUAUAUUCUCUGACUCGGGAGCUGAGGCUAUUCCACGGUGUUCAGAGAUUUGGCACUUCCCAAUACCACCUAUUGACUCGUUAGUUCGACAACGGUCUCAUGAACUGGUGCGAUUAGGAGUAGCUUUAUCUCUCAUUUGGGUUCCGGGCCAUAGUGGUAUUGAAGGAAACCACCGAGCCCACAAUAUCGCUCACCGUAUGGCAAAGCUUGAUCGCCAGGACCUGUGCCAAGGCGUCGUAUCUAUACCUCGAUCUACGGAUGAUAUUGUGGAUUUUGGUUUUCACCAUGAGCCAGUUACCCCGAUAAAGAUUAAUGCUUGGAGAUGGCUCAUCGGGAUUAUUACCGGCGCUCUUGGGGCUUUGGGAAAUGGCUUGAUGGGAAAGAGAUAA